Messenger RNA from Triplophysa rosa, 1974 nucleotides. RefSeq names its product pseudouridine 5'-phosphatase (gene pudp). Gene Ontology annotation, molecular function: phosphatase activity. The transcript is spliced from 4 exons. Bases 49 to 729 code for a protein of 226 amino acids. The record is from RefSeq and is a predicted model, not a curated record. NCBI's taxonomy places the organism in Eukaryota, Metazoa, Chordata, Actinopteri, Cypriniformes, Nemacheilidae.
AGUCAAUGAGGUUCUGACAAGAAGUCCAACACACGCGUCGCUUCAAACAUGUCUUGUAAACAAGUAACACAUGUACUUUUUGAUAUGGACGGCUUGUUAUUGGAUACAGAGAGACUGUACACAGUCUCGUUUCAGGAAGUUUGUGACCGGUUCAAUAAGAAGUACACAUGGGAAGUGAAGUCCUCUGUGAUGGGCAAGAAGGCUCUGGAUGCUGCCAGAAUUAUCAGAGACAAACUAGAACUCCCGAUGACACCCGAGGAGCUCCUGGAGGAGAGCAGGGAAAUUCAGGAGAGAUUAUUCCCCACUGCCUCUCUGAUUCCAGGUAUAGAGAAGCUUGUCAAUCAUCUCCACAAGCAUGGCAUUCCUAUUGCUGUGGCCACAAGUUCAGCAGGCUUGACUUUUGAAAUGAAGACCAGCCGUCAUAAAGAGUUCUUCAGGCUCUUUUCUCACAUUGUACUUGGAGAUGAUCCAGAAGUCAUGAAUGGCAAGCCACAACCGGACAUCUUUUUGGUGUGUGCCAAGAGAUUCAGUCCCUCAGCAAACCCAGAACAGUGUCUGGUGUUUGAAGAUGCUCCAAAUGGGGUAAAGGCAGGCCUGGCAGCCGGGAUGCAGGUGGUGAUGAUCCCAGAUGAUAACCUGGACCGCAGCCUUACCCAGGAGGCCACCUUGGUACUCAGAAGCAUGGAAGAUUUUAGACCAGAGCUCUUUGGACUCCCAGCCUACCAAUGACAGUAAUAACCAGAGUGAUUAGAAUAUUGCUAUACUAUAUCUCGUGAGUUUAUGAAAUAUAAAAUCAAGCUGCAGCAAGGCUCAUGCAGUAAAAAAAAAAACAGAAGAAACUAGCUCUAUCUCUGUUAUCUGUGGAUUUCUCAUCCAGGUGCAAAAAAUAAUGUUUUUCUUGUCCUGGCAUCAUUGUUUCGGACAGUUACAAUGCUGAAUCUCAUUUCUGUCCGAAUGAUCACCCGAGUGACACCCAAACUAAAUUUGACUAUUCGGCUCAAUUAGGCUUAGUUAAACCAAAAAGCUGUAUUGACAUUUUGCAUUUGAACCAAUUACAGUGUGUAUUGUUUAAUUUUAUCCAAUUUAUAUUUGUGCCAUCUCAUGCAUUUGUGUUCUUUCUACAUGUGUCUAGGUGUAUACAUCUUUUAUUCGGUACAGCUUUCAACAUGUUCACAACUUUGCUGUCAUGGUUCGUAUUUACAGUAUGUGAUGGUUUAACAAUCCCGCUCAACCGUAUGUGAGUUCUAUUACCGUUACCUUUACUCCUAGGAGAGCUUUAAUAAAUUCCCAAUGAGAUUUUUGAGUUCCAACCACGUGGCAUAAUCCAAUAACGCGGAUCCGAGAACACAGUUUUCUUUCAUUUUAUGACCGUUUCCGCCUUCACAGAGCUGGAGUUAGCAUGUUCACUCUCCCCUCUUCAGUGCUCUCCAACUCCUCAGAGAACUCAAGCCCAUCUCCUUCAACCUUCCCCUCCGGUAGCAAGAAAAGUUUUUUUUCUGGCAUCCACUUCCUCUGUAUAUGCCAUGUCCUUUCAUCCUCAAAGAUGGGGUAUUCUGGGAAGCUUUUCUUUCUGUAGGAGUUUCCGUUCCAAGAAGGCCUUUUACAUGUCAUUUAAUUUAUUAAUUUACCAUGAACUAAUAAUUGUAUUGACAUUAACUAGCAUUAACAAAAAUUGUGAAUCACUAAUUUGUUGAUUUGAUUGUUUUGAAAAAAUAAUUAAUGAGACCCAUUAAGCAUCAUGAUUUUGACAAAGAACUUGAGUGCACUUGUGAGAACAUGUGUACGUGCUGUAUGUGAAUAGACUGUACCUCCAUUGAGAAACAUACUUGAAUGAAGAGUGAAGAAAACCUUUGUGAUUUUUCUAUUGUGUAAAUGUCUGGAUGAACAAAGUCUUGUUUUUAUCAUUGACCUCUCUGAUGUUAUACCAAAUGACUCAGGAGUGUUGGAGUAUGACAUUUACACUAAUAAAUAUGA